Messenger RNA from Nematolebias whitei (Rio pearlfish), 2556 nucleotides. RefSeq lists its product as uncharacterized. The record is from RefSeq and is a predicted model, not a curated record. Bases 1 to 2556 code for a protein of 851 amino acids. Gene Ontology annotation, molecular function: double-stranded RNA binding; nucleotidyltransferase activity; tRNA binding. The transcript is spliced from 10 exons. Gene Ontology annotation, cellular component: cytoplasm; membrane. Gene Ontology annotation, biological process: regulation of translational fidelity. Lineage: Eukaryota; Metazoa; Chordata; Actinopteri; Cyprinodontiformes; Rivulidae.
AUGGCUCACUCCAACUCACUUCACCUUUCUGUCGGCAUCCUGGGCAUCUUUGGUGGCUCCCUCCUGCUUUUGGUGAACAGCUAUGCCAGCUCUCCUCAAAAUGACUUCAUCCCCCACACUGCACUGGGGAUUUUGCUUCUCAUUAUCUCAGCCCUCAUAGCUUAUGCAGGUGUCUAUCACAGUCUGUCCCAUGCCCAGCUGUUUUCCACUCUGUGUCUGACUAUCUCUGCUCUGUGGUGUGGUUCAGGUCUGGUCUACAUUCUGGUUGGACAGGGAGUGUUGCAGCUCACAGAUCUGAAGUCUUCAUUGGUCCCAGGCCUGGCAGCAUUUACCUUAGCCCUGUUCGUCAUCGGUAGUGUAGCGCUCUUUGUAAAGAAACCAGUCCUGGUCCUCAUAGGGAUGGGCAUUUCUUUGGCCUGCGCCCAUCAAAUAGCUGCUCUGUGUGCUGUGGGGUUUGGCCAGUCUGCCACUGCUACUAACUACCUUCUCGUCUGUUUAGUGUGUCUUUAUUUUGGCUUUGGACGUCUUCUGCCCAUGAUCACUCAUGGUAAAGUGAGACCACCAGGCACAGGUUUGAAGCAGAAAGCUGAGCUGAAAAUGGAGCAGAACCAGGCGUGUGCUGGUGCAGCAAGUGUAGGUUUAGUGAUGAACUUGUUAUCUGCCUCUGUAUUAGCCUGUCCCCUGUUGGGUGUGGUACCCACACUCUUUGUUGGUCAUGUUCCCUGGCUGUGGACAGCUGGAGUCUUCCAGCUUGUCAUGUGUGUCCUCUUUUAUCGAGCCAUGGACACACUAGCUGCCACUUUCUAUGGUUUUACUGCCCUGCUGAAAUUUGCAGAAGGCUACAGUGCUUUGUUGUCUCUGUACUCCAUUCAGCCUUUCUCUCCCGUUCCCUUCCCUGUUGUCUUUGCAGUGCUCUUCUCUGUUCUGUCACUGUUCAGUUGUCAAAAGAGCCUGCUGGAGGGGAUAUACCAAUUAUUCUUUGUAGCAUAUUGUAUUUCCAUUGCAGCACAACCUAAAGGCUUCUUCCAAGGAGGCACUCAGGGAGUUCAGGGAGCUAUAUUUGUAGCUACAGCAUUACUGCUUUUUAUUACUACAUUCAACAUGGUCUCAAGCACCUUAAUUCCCACAGGGCGAAGUAUUUUCAGAACUUUAUUGACUAGGAUGCAGAAGGUUACACUCAGAUCUCUCGAUAAAGAGCAGCAUGUACCUCACCUGGGCUACUCCAAAUAUGCUGAUGCAGAGGUGUUGGGUCACGCCUGCAAUGUUCUGGCAGCCUUUGCCAUCACAUCCACUGUUGGUGACAGAAACCCUCUGACUCUGCUGGUUCUGCCCUGGGCAGUGAUGGCUGGUGGGGUGCUGCAGCUCCUGUGUGGCUCAGUAGCGUUUGCUCGAGGUAAAACCUUUGAGAGCACUGUUUUUAUGCUCUAUGGUAUGAUGUGGACAGUGUGGGGUUUGACGCGGUACGGUGGUCUGUACGGUGAAACUAGAGGCUUCAAUGUGGCUGUUGGGAUCAUUAGCUUCAUGUUGUUUAACCUACUGGUGACAGUUGCAGCAUUGUUUGUAAAUGUUGCCUGGUUUGUCUACGCGUUUACCUUCCAGCUCAUUCUCAUCAGCUUCCUGUUGGAUGCAGUAGGUUCACUGCCGUACGGUUACGACAUCGGUGUCACAAUCAUCUUUGGUCUCAUUAGCUUUUAUUGUUUCCUGGCUCACCUUUUCAACAGCACCUUUAAGUCCCCACAAAUCCCCUUAGGUAGCCCUCUUGUCAACGUGGGUGGUGUUGGAGGAGGGACAGAUGUGUGUCCACAUGUCCCAGCACGCAAAGCAAUAUCGGUCAAACAGAUUGCAGAGAUCAUGAAAAACGGUGGCAUUUGUGGAAUGCCAACAGACACCGUCUAUGUUCUGGUAGCAGCCUGCAACAGACCAGAUGCUGUCGUCAAAGCUUACAAGGUUAAAAAGCAGGCUCAGGACCGACCCAUGUCCUUGUGGAUCUCGUCUGUCAAGCAGCUGGAACCUGUGAGGCACCUGCUGAGCCCUCUGCUGCUGGACUUCAUGGAAGCUGCGUGGCCAUCAUCCAUCAGCAUGGUCAUACCCAGAGGUCCCUGGAUGGAUAUUUUUGGUUUAGGAGAUGCUGCCAAACACAUAGGAACUCCACAAAGUAUUGCCAUCAGAAGCCCAGACUGUGCAGUAGCAACACAUCUCAUAAACCUGGUCGGACCCAUUGCUGUCACUUCAGCCAACCCAACAGGAGAGGCAGACACAACCCACCAUAACCAAGUUUACGCCAAACUGGGAAAAAAGGUGGAUGGAGUGUUGUGUGAUGGACCAUCCCCAGAAAAUAUUGCAUCUACUGUUGUUGACUGCACAAAGAUUGAAACUGGGAAUAUUGGUUUCUUCAGAGUGGGUCUCAUUCCUAAAUCAAAGGUUCUUGAAAUUUUUGAAGAGGUUCAAAAUCGUCACAAACAAGGGCAGACAAAUGCAGGAUUUCAUUAUGAUCUGCAUAUAUCAGAUAUAAAAAUGGACAAAAAUUCAAGCGAGAAUUACACAGUAGAGUCAUAA